Seminavis robusta is the source of this 2709-nucleotide messenger RNA. The record is from the annotation of a GenBank genome assembly. Lineage: Eukaryota; Bacillariophyta; Bacillariophyceae; Naviculales; Naviculaceae.
AUGUCACAGAGUGCACACUCAAAAUCGUCUAAGACAGGUGGAGGCAGCCCAACUGCACCCACCAGAAUAGUGGACUUGGAACGAGGAAGGCGCCAUUCAUCAUCUUCUAACAAGAACAUGCAAAACACCUCUGACUUACUCCGUGGUAGUGGCAUAUCCAACGUCCACUUGAUUGACUUGGUAGAUACCACUCAAGCAACUGAUGGCUUUGCCACCUUUCCGGGCAGGAUGGACAACGCAUCAAGCAGCUCGAACAGCGAUAUCGUCGCCCGUGGUGGGGGGAAACGAAGCAUCAUCUUUGCCUUCCUCAUCUUUUUGGUCGGUGCCGGUGCCAGCGCUGCAUUUUUGAGUAUUGGCAUACUCCACGCCAAACAGGACCAAGCGAAUCAAUUCGACCAGCUUACUUCUGAGUUUGUGGUCAAGCUGCAAGAUGCAUUCCAUGACUACGAGUUGUUUGGAUUGUGGAUCGUGGAGUCGUGCCGUGCUCGUGAAGGUGUCAGCGCUCGAAAUGGCAGCAGUAAUGUAUUGGGUAUCUGUAGCAGACAAGACUUCCGUGAGCUCUAUAUUCACAUCCGGAGAGUUGGCCUCGAGUUUCAAAGUGCUCAGUUCAUGCCCCGAGUUUCACGUGAUGAACGAGAAGCGGUGGAAGCAUCAUCCCGAAGCUUCUACAAAGACAAAUAUCCGCAUGUAAACUAUCGAGGCGUUGUCGGGCUGUUUAUCGACGAUGAAGGGGUCAAAGUAGAGCCACAAGACGAAAGGGACUUCUACUGGCCCGUACACUACGUUGAACCGGUUGUGGGCAACGAGGCAGCCAUUGAGUUGGACCUGUACUCGAGCCCCACGCAGCAAAAGACCAUUGAACAUGCGACCUCCAGUUGGUUGCCCAGUGUCACGGAUCGGUUGAAGCUAGUUCAAGAAACAGAUCCCAAUGCCUACUCCAUUAUCAUCCACCAUCCUGGGAUUCCUUUGAGCCCGCACAACUCUACUGGUGCUGUUGCCAAGCCCAGCGCCAUUUCCCUGAUGGUGAUUCGUAUGCCUGCGCUACUUGCUCGAACCAAUGCAGAUGCCUCCAACUCUGCUUCUUUUUACAUCUAUGAUGCCACCCACAAGGAUGAGGAUCCUGUCUUCCUCGGUGCCCACACAUCUUACGCACAGCCUGAUGGUGUGGUGACCUUUCGUGGCUUGCCAGAACUCUCCUUGGUAGACCUUGAAGCCAGCGUCAAGACUCCCUUUGCUUUGCGCAAGGUCUCAAUAGCGGAUAGAGAAUGGAAAGUUGUCGUGGUCGCACUUCCUGAUACCUAUGAGCCCCAAAUUGGUAUUGUCGUUGUUGGUGGUGUGAUCAUAGCGAUGGCCUCUCUCAUCUUGAGUACCUGUUUCUGGUUUCACAUGAGUCAUGUCAAGAAGGUCAAUGCUGAGAAGGCCCAGAUAGUGGUCGACACAGCGAGGCAACAGGCCCUCGCUGAACGGCAGCUCAAUGAUUAUGUUGCACAUGAGGUCCGCAAUCCAUUGUCGAGCGCGAUCGCUGCCCUUAGUUUCGUGACAGCGGCUGCCCAGGAACCGACUCAGACGAGUGAGGACAAGAAGAACAUGAUUGCAGAUUUGCAAAUUGUGGAUUCGAGCUUGCAGUUCAUAAACGAGCUUCUUCGAAAUAUGCUUGAUAUGCAUCGGGCAGCCAAUCAACAAAUGGAAGCCACGAUGGCACCAACAGAUAUAUUGAGGGACGUGUUUGAGCCGGUUGCCAGUAUCCUCUACCUCCGGGGCAACAAGGUGAAAAUAAUGAUGGAAUGCCCACCAAAUAUUGUUGUCAUGAGCGAUCGGCUUCGGCUGAAGCAGAUUGUGAUGAAUCUUGCCAUGAACUCAACAAAGUUCGUUCAAAAGGGCUUUAUCAAGCUCAAGUGUGUAACUAUCGAAGCCUCAAACGGGGCACAGUCCGUGCAGAUCCAUUUAGAAGAUUCAGGACCAGGUAUACCGCCUGAGAAACGUCAAAACUUGUUUGACAAAUUCCAGGAAUCAUUGGACCUUCUGAAUCAGGGAAUUGGCAUAGGGUUGUGCUUGUGCAAGCACUUGACCAACUUGAUAGGGGGAGAACUCUAUCUCGAUGAGGAGUACGACAGCGGCGUGCAAGGAUGCCCGGGAACGCGCUUCGUCGUAGACUUGCGCACCCCUCCUGUGGAUGAAACCAUUUGGGACGAGCGUCAGACUUACCCGUUGGGAGCUACCGGUACAGAGACCCAUGGCAACCUAACAGCUACCGAACAUGGGGACGCAUCCAUCUACGUGGAGGAAGCCAAUGUUCAGAAUACCCCGGACGAGUACGAGACUGAUAAUUGCGAUCAAACCACACCUCAGCCUCCUGCGGCGCUCUCGCCAGCCCCGGAGCGGCCAUCGCGUGGAGGAACACAGCAUCAGCAUGGCCAAUCCUACCACCCCCGAAACACUCCAAAAGACCUGCCAGAGUCACUUAAAGUCCUGUUCACGGACGACGACACAAUUCUGCGGAAGCUCUUCUCCCGGUCGUUGCGACGCAUUGCACCGGGAUGGGAAGUACAUGUAUGUGACAUCAAGGCUACGAUAAUCUUUAGCGGUGCCAUGGUAGUGGCGUUGAGUUUGGGAAGUGUCGUCUCACCCACUCGUUUCCGACUGCCACCUUUUCCAGGAAGCAGCCAGUGGGGAAAGUUGUAUACGCCUGUGCGAAACGAACGAGUUUGA